Drosophila miranda is the source of this 1753-nucleotide messenger RNA. RefSeq names its product ubiquitin-conjugating enzyme E2 R2. The coding region runs from base 326 to 1249 and encodes 307 amino acids. Lineage: Eukaryota; Metazoa; Arthropoda; Insecta; Diptera; Drosophilidae. Gene Ontology annotation, biological process: ubiquitin-dependent protein catabolic process; protein polyubiquitination. Gene Ontology annotation, molecular function: ubiquitin conjugating enzyme activity. The transcript has 3 exons. The record is from RefSeq and is a predicted model, not a curated record.
UUCCACAUAUGGAAAGAUACGGUUGAAAUAAAAAUAUAUCAAGUAUUCGUAAAUUUUCAUGUCGUUAUCCAUAAUUCGUUGGUGCAUUAAUUUUGGAGCAGUAGCACAUUUGUUCAUCAGAUUGCAGGGCGAUAGGAAAUAAGCAAACUCUCGCCUUUUACGCCUGGUCCAAUUUUGUGUAAAUGCAGCCCUGGCCAGAUAAUGCCACCCUGGGUUUUGUUUUGCAAAGUGGAAUUGUUGCAAGUCAAAUAACAAUAACAAUUUAACACGCAUAUACAAACGACUUUGUGUAUAUAACGCGCGGCGAUAAUUGCUAGGCGAACAAAUGACCACCGCUGCCUCCACAUCGCAACAUGCCUCGUCGACGAUGAUGGCCGGCUCUGGGUCCUCCUCCUCCAAAACAACGACGCCCAGCAGCUCGGCGGUGCGCGCCUUGGCCAUGGAGUACAAGUCAUUGCAGGAGGAGCCGGUCGAAGGAUUUCGCGUAAAGCUAAUCAACGACGAUAAUCUAUUUGAAUGGGAGGUCGCCAUAUUCGGACCACCGGAUACACUCUACCAGGGCGGCUAUUUUAAGGCCCACAUGAAGUUUCCACACGACUAUCCAUACUCGCCACCAACAAUACGCUUUCUCACCAAAGUGUGGCAUCCAAAUGUCUACGAGAAUGGCGAUCUAUGCAUAUCUAUACUGCAUCCGCCGGUUGAUGAUCCGCAGAGCGGUGAGCUGCCAUGCGAGCGCUGGAAUCCCACACAGAAUGUAAGGACCAUUCUCCUGUCGGUAAUAUCACUUCUCAACGAGCCCAACACAUUCUCACCGGCCAAUGUGGAUGCAUCGGUUAUGUACCGCCGAUGGCGGGACUCGCAGGGCAAGGACCAUGAUUAUCCAAACAUCAUACGCAAACAGGCCUUGGCCGCCAAUGCUGAGGCCAAGCGAGAGGGCAUUGUUGUGCCGAUGACCCUUGAGGAGUAUUGCCUCCAGCCAGCACGGAAGCCCACAGCAGAUUCUGCCUUGGAUGCAAACUUCUAUGAUGAUGACUUUGAUUUAGAGACCGAGGAUGAUUUACCCACAGAUGAUGAUGAUUUCGAUGAGGACGAGGACGAAGAUGAGGGCGAGGGCGAGGGCGAGGAUGAUGACAGUGCAUCGGCAUCGAUUAGCAAAAAUAAUGGGAACGCUAAGAGCAAGAACAAUGGACUGGCAGUCGCAGAUGAUGCAGAGUCUGCCGAUGACAGCGGCAAGGGCGAGACCACAUAAUGCAGCCAUGCACCGAUAGAUCGCAUCAUUUCUUCCUCCCACUCCUGCCCUAGGCGACGAGCCACAGCCUCUUCAUUUCUCCAACAUUAUUACUAUGAUUAACGCUAAUUAUAGAAGUUUAAAAACUAACAAAAAAAAAGUAGAAAUCAAGCAGAAAAUGAAAAAAAAUGAUUUACAUUACAUAGUUUAAACGGAAUAACUUGGAUUCGCCUGGAUUUUAUAUUUUUUGGAGGGUUCGGCAGACAAGAAUAAUGGCCCCACAAUAAUUUUUGCUACUCAAUUCGGAAGGAUAUCGGUCUGAUCAAUGACAUACUAAACCUAAGAUUUGUAUAAGCUAUUAGUCUAACGGGCCAACUCAAUUUCCCGCCAUUAAUAGAGUUCAGAGGCCUUUCCAUUUUUUUUUUUCUAUAAAUGUGUUAACAAAACCACAGCAAACAGAACAUUUACAUAACUCAGCCAAAAACUGAUUAUGAUUAAACAAGAAACUAUACUGUGUACUACAUA